Messenger RNA from Rhodotorula graminis WP1, 871 nucleotides. RefSeq lists its product as uncharacterized. Bases 13 to 705 code for a protein of 230 amino acids. The transcript has 4 exons. The record is from RefSeq and is a predicted model, not a curated record. NCBI's taxonomy places the organism in Eukaryota, Fungi, Basidiomycota, Microbotryomycetes, Sporidiobolales, Sporidiobolaceae.
AGCUUCCUCGCCAUGCUCCGCUCGACCCUUCCUCUCCUUGCCCUCGUCGCCCUCGCCUCGACCCAGCAGCUCCCCGCCGGUGCACCCGCCUGCGCCGCAACGUGCCUUCAGGCCAAGCUGCGCGAGGCCGGAACCCUCGUCCCCGGCGUCGACGCGACCAACGUGGCCGCCUUGUGCUCGUCGUCCACCUUUACUGGCGCGUUCGACCAGUGCCUCCAGGACAACUGCAACACCGCCGACAUCGCGACGAGUCAGGCUCUCCUCGCCCAGGUAUGCGCCGGCUCGACGACCGCAGCCUCCGUCACCGAGUCGGCCGCCUCGACCGUCGCCGGCCUCGAGUCGUCGGCCUCGUCCGUCCUCGCCACCGCCUCGUCCGACGCCGCGUCCGUCAUCUCGUCGGCCGCGACGGUCACGUCGGCUGGAGCGCUCGAGAGCGCGUCGGCCUCGGUCGACUCGUCGCUCGAGAGCCUGUCGGCGAGCCUCGGCAGCGACGUGUCGAGCCGCGCGGCGAGCAUCACCUCGUCGGCGGCGAGCGCGGCGUCGAGCGCGCUCAACGUCACGAGCGUGUCGUCGGGCGCGAGCGCGUCGGCUUCGGGUACGACGGGCGCAGGCUCGUCGGGCAACAGCGCCGCCACCGCCUCGUUCGAGUACUCGACGAUGCUCGUCUUUGCCGCGAGUGUCGUCGGUUGCGCGGCCCUGCUCUAGACGAGGGGGUGAGACGUUCGAGAGCCCGGCUCUCGCGAUGCGCACACCUCGUCCCUCUCUUCUCGUCGUAUUCCCCUAUCGCCCGGUUCUCUCUCUCUCUCUUGGACGACGUUUAUUUAUCACGACCGGCCGCCUGGCCCUGCAACACAGCCCGGCUUCCUCGCGC